AUGACGGUGGCAGCUUCAGUCAUAGCGAUGCGCUCUCGACGUCGCAGCUUGCCAGACGAGUCAGCGGAGGCCGAGGCCGAGGAGGAGGAGGAGGAGGGUAUCGCAACUGGCGCCGCACGCCUGCCGCUCGAUGAGUGGCUGCAGGAGGUCCAGCUACAUGCAGACUUGGCAAAAGACAUUGAGGAGAAGUUUGGCAGCGUUCCCCAGCAGGCCGAGAAAGUGGUUCACGACGUUGUGAUGCGCAUCCAAGAAGGUGCCCAACGAUGUGUCGCACCUUCUGCCACGGCACAUCCGUUCGGCUCUACAGUGAACGGAUUCGGUGAGGAAUCGUCCGAUCUGGAUGUGCUUGUAGCGAUAGAAGAGGAGGAGCUCACCUACUACAUGAGCUACGCCAGCUUUCAGAAUCGCUACCAAAGGCUUGGCAACCCCUUGCUUCAUGAUGAAGCCAUUUCCGACUUUGCUUCGCCGUCUUUGCUGCUCAAGGCGGUGACGCCGAAGAGCGCGAUGACGCAUGCCGUGCAGCAGCUGGCCGACUUCUUGCCAGAGCUGGGCUUCAAAGUGAGCCAGCUGAUUCCUAGAGCUCGAAAGCCGUUGGUCACUCUGGAAGACACGCGGAGCACGCUGACCGAGGUUGACGUGUCCAUCAACAAUAGCUUGCCGUUGUACAACUCACAACUGCUCCGGGCAUACUCCAUACUGGAUCCGCGGGUGCGGCCUCUGGUCCUGCUGGCAAAGGUCUGGGCAAAGGGCAAGAAGGUGUGCGGUGCACAAGGGGGCAAUCUGUCCUCAUACUCGUGGACCAUCAUGGUUGUAUACUUCCUCCAGUUGGUGGGCCUGCUCCCAUCUCUUCAGCUACUCUCCAAAGAAGAGAGGACUCUGCAGACGAGGGACUACUGGGCCCAUGAGCGGCCGUUUGAGGUCGGCUUCCUUACGGCCGAGGAAUACCAGAACGACGUGGCUGACGGAAAGAUAGCUGCACCCAAUGGAGAGGCCAGCCUGUCGCUGGCUGAGCUUUUCUACGGCUUUGUGCGCUUCUACUCCGCGGAGUACGAGUGGGGCAAAGAGGUGGUUUCCAUUCAGAAGCCUGAUCGGAAAGAUCGAGGUCCAUGGUUCCUGCUCUUUGGCAAGGCUCAUCCAGAGCCGUGCAUCCACGUGGAGGAUCCAAUUGAGUUCCGCGACCUCAACAUUGUGAUGAUGAGAGAACGGCUCGCUCAGCUCAAGGUGGAGUUCGAGCACGCGCUGGAGAUGCUCUCAGAGGGCUGCAGCCUUGAAGAGCUGCUCAACCGUGAGCCUCGGCCGGACGUGAUGCUCAUACCUCGCCGGCGAAAGUUUGGAAGGAAGAAGAAGUACAGGUCCAUGCCCCUCCCGCGGUUGCCGGAUUUCAACUAG
Molecule: messenger RNA, 1389 nt
Organism: Symbiodinium natans
Lineage: Eukaryota; Dinophyceae; Suessiales; Symbiodiniaceae
Source: the annotation of a GenBank genome assembly